This is a messenger RNA of Darwinula stevensoni, 1146 nucleotides long. The record is from the annotation of a GenBank genome assembly. Lineage: Eukaryota; Metazoa; Arthropoda; Ostracoda; Podocopida; Darwinulidae.
AUGGUGUGCGUCAGCACAUGCUCAGAGAUGCUCCGAGACUUAGCCCGAGUGACAGCCGAACAUCAGCUGAUCUUGCAGAACAUCCGAGACACGAUCCCCAUCAGCAAGGAGGACAUGAGAGGAGUUCUCCCUCUCCUCUACACCAGGGGGAAUCCGGUGGAAGCAGAACCACUUCAUCCCAAUAAGCAGUGGAAUUCUACGCAUUUUAAGCGAGGAAAACCCAUCAAGAUCAUCAUCCACGGGUUCGGUGCCAGCGGGAAAGACGUCUUUGCCGUGCAAACCAAGAACGCAUUUCUACGGCACGACGACAUGAACGUCAUCAUCUUGGACUGGGCCGGGUUGGCACGCGGAACGCUCCUGGCUUACCCUCUCGUCAUGAGACGAUCCAAAUAUGUGGCAUCUGAAAUCGCCAGGUUGAUCGUGCGGAUGAGCGAGGAGUUGGAGACGGGGCCGGAGAAAGUGCACAUGAUCGGUUUGAGCCUCGGUUCUAACAUCGCCUCCCUCGCCUCCAGGAUGGUUAUGGAAACCACCCCAGGGCGCCACCCUGUCAAGCGCAUCACUGGGCUGGACCCGACUCUCCUGUUUAACUUCGACUGCGAUGACUGCAUAGGAGGGAUGAAGAAGGAGGAUGCGGAGUUCAUAGAUGUCAUCCAUACUAACAUUUGGGCCAUCGGUCUAUCUGAUCCCGUCGGUCAUGUGGAUUUCUUUCCUAACGGUGGUCUCGUUCAACCUGGUUGCACCGACGAACAUGGUCUUUGGAAUGUCUACGAAUUGCUUCACUGCCCUCACGUUCGAGCCUGGCUAUACUAUUUGGAAAGCAUCAAUCAUCCCUAUGAUUUCAUGGGAAGGCCGUGUUCAUCUUGGGAAGUAUACGAAUCUGGAAAUUGCAGCCAAAGCACACCACUUGUUCCAAUGGGUUAUCACACUCCCCAUAGAGCGAGAGGGGAGUUCUACCUCAAGACCAAUGCCAAACCUCCUUUUGGGAAGCGGCUUGAAUACCCUUGAACCAUCAACAUCUUCCAAUCUUCUUUUAUUCUUCUGACAAGAGUCAUCAAUACACACAUAUCCACAAGAACACAUAGGUUUACAUGAGAAUACAAAUUCAUCAACUGUGAUGUCAUGAAACCAAUCAGAAUAAAUACAGAG